Oenanthe melanoleuca is the source of this 10403-nucleotide messenger RNA. It is a transcript of the gene RPS6KA5, whose product is annotated as ribosomal protein S6 kinase A5. Gene Ontology annotation, molecular function: ATP binding; protein serine/threonine kinase activity; magnesium ion binding. Gene Ontology annotation, biological process: intracellular signal transduction; protein phosphorylation; regulation of DNA-templated transcription. The record is from RefSeq and is a predicted model, not a curated record. The transcript is spliced from 17 exons. The coding region runs from base 471 to 2831 and encodes 786 amino acids. NCBI's taxonomy places the organism in Eukaryota, Metazoa, Chordata, Aves, Passeriformes, Muscicapidae.
GGGAGGGGGCGCGAGCGCCUGAGUCGGAGCCGCUCCCCGCGGCGCUCCCACCGCCUCCCGCCGGGCCGCUCAGCCUAUCCCGGCCGCGCUCGGCCCCGCUCGGCUCGGCUCGGCUGGGCUCGGCGCCGCUCCCCGCUGUCGGGCGGGGAGGGCGGCCGGAGCCCGGGGGAGGGGAGGCGCAAGGACAUGGGCUGGUUCUGAGCGCCGGGGGAGGGAAGCCGUCGUGCGUGUGCCUCCCUAGAUUUUAAUAACUGUUUGUUGUUGGGUGGUGUAGGUUUGGGUUUUUCUCCCCCCACCCCCCUGUUUUCCAACAAGGCGGAGGGGAGAGCGGCAGCCCCCAGCGCGCUUGCAUGGCUCCCGUGCCCCGGAGCGCCCCUGGGAAAUAGAACCCGUCUCGGGCCAGGUGACAUCCCCCCAGCGCCGCGCUCACUCGCAGGGAGCGGCAGGGGCGGGGGAGCCGCCGUGAGGACAUGGAGGGACCCUCGGGGGAAGCGGAGCUGCCGCUCCUCACGGUGAAGCACGAGCUGAGGAACGCAAAUUUGACAGGCCACGCAGAGAAAGUUGGCAUUGAAAACUUUGAGCUCCUGAAAGUUCUUGGAACAGGGGCCUAUGGAAAAGUAUUCCUAGUGAGGAAAGUAAGUGGCCAUGAUGCUGGAAAACUGUAUGCCAUGAAAGUACUGAAGAAAGCAACAAUAGUUCAAAAAGCCAAAACAACUGAACACACGAGGACAGAACGACAAGUCUUGGAGCACAUCAGGCAAUCACCAUUUUUGGUCACAUUACAUUAUGCCUUCCAGACAGAUACAAAGCUUCAUCUCAUUUUAGACUAUAUAAAUGGAGGAGAAUUGUUUACUCAUCUUUCACACAGAGAGAGAUUCUCAGAAAAUGAGGUGCAAAUUUACAUCGGAGAAAUCGUUUUGGCACUUGAACAUCUCCACAAGUUGGGGAUUAUAUAUCGGGAUAUAAAACUUGAGAAUAUUCUCCUCGAUUCUGAUGGCCAUGUGGUGCUGACAGACUUUGGUCUAAGUAAGGAGUUUCUUAGUGAUGAGAAUGAGAGAGCAUAUUCCUUCUGUGGAACAAUAGAAUACAUGGCUCCAGAUAUUGUGAGAGGGGGAGAUGCAGGACAUGAUAAGGCUGUUGAUUGGUGGAGUGUUGGUGUUCUUAUGUAUGAAUUAUUAACUGGAGCAUCACCAUUUACAGUUGAUGGAGAGAAGAAUUCCCAAGCAGAGAUUUCUAGGAGAAUAUUAAAAAGUGAGCCACCUUAUCCACAAGAAAUGAGUGCUCUGUCUAAGGAUAUCAUUCAGCGGCUUUUAAUGAAAGACCCCAAGAAGAGGCUAGGUUGUGGUCCCACCGAUGCUGAUGAAAUCAAACAGCAUCCCUUUUUCCAGAAUAUGAACUGGGAGGAUUUAGCCGCCAAAAAAAUACCAGCUCCAUUUAAACCAGUAAUCAGAGAUGAAUUGGAUGUCAGUAAUUUUGCAGAAGAGUUUACAGAAAUGGAUCCAACAUACUCUCCUGCAGCAACCCCUCAGACUUCAGAAAGAAUAUUUCAGGGAUAUUCUUUCGUUGCACCUUCUAUUUUGUUUAAACGCAAUGCAGCUACAGUAGAUCCUUUUCAGUUUUAUGUGGGCGAUGAACGACCUGGAACUACAACUAUUGCCAGAAGUGCUAUGAUGAAGGACUCUCCAUUUUAUCAUCAUUAUGAACUGGAUCUGAAAGAGAAACCAUUGGGAGAAGGAAGUUUUUCCAUUUGUCGAAAGUGCUUACACAAGAAAACUAGCCAAGAGUAUGCAGUAAAAAUAAUUAGCAAAAGAAUGGAAGCCAACACCCAGAGAGAAAUAACAGCUCUGAGACUCUGCGAAGGACACCCGAAUGUAGUGAAGUUACAUGAAGUUUUUCAUGACCAGCUUCACACGUUCCUAGUUAUGGAAUUGCUGAAGGGAGGAGAAUUGCUUGAACGGAUUCAGAAAAAGAAACAUUUCAGUGAGACUGAAGCCAGUCACAUUAUGCGCAGGCUUGUUUCGGCAGUGAGCCACAUGCAUGAUGUGGGAGUAGUCCAUAGAGAUCUGAAACCUGAGAAUUUACUAUUUACAGAUGAAACUGAUAAUUCAGAAAUAAAAAUAAUUGAUUUUGGCUUUGCUCGUUUAAAACCACCUGAUAAUCAGCCUCUUAAGACUCCGUGUUUUACUCUUCAUUAUGCUGCCCCAGAGCUCUUGAAUCACAAUGGUUAUGAUGAGUCUUGUGAUCUGUGGAGUUUGGGGGUCAUUUUGUACACGAUGUUAUCGGGACAGGUACCAUUUCAGUCUCAAGACAGAAGUUUAACAUGUACCAGUGCAUUGGAAAUUAUGAAGAAAAUAAAAAAGGGGGAAUUUUCCUUUGAAGGAGAGGCUUGGAAGAAUGUUUCUGAAGAGGCUAAAGAGCUAAUUCGAGGACUUCUUACAGUGGAUCCAAACAAAAGAAUUAAAAUGUCCAGCCUGAGAUAUAAUGAGUGGCUUCAGGAUGGCAGCCAGCUCUCAUCUAACCCUCUAAUGACACCUGAUAACUUAGGCUCUUCAGGAGCUGCAGUGCACACCUAUGUUAAAGCCACUUUCCAUGCCUUUAACAAGUACAAAAGGGAAGGAUUUUGUCUCCAGAAUGUGGACAAGGCACCUCUUGCAAAAAGAAGGAAAAUGAAAAAAACAAGUACAAGCACAGAGACACGUAGCAGCUCCAGUGAAAGUUCCCAUUCUUCUUCCUCUCAUUCUCAUGGUAAAACUACACCUACAAAGACAUUGCAGCCCACAAACCCUGCAGAGAGCAAUAACCCAGAAACCAUCUUCCAGUUCUCUGACUGAGAAGCAGAGAGUGUCCUGUCUCGAGGAGUUAAGUGGUUAUAGGCUUGGCAGUACCUGUAUUGUCUGCUCCCUCCCUUCCUCUCUGUGGCUUACAGGCUGCCACAGGAAGAGUCUGUUGCUUUAGAAAUGUAUUUCAGUCAUACCUUUUUAGCUUUGUAUUUCCAUACAUUUCCUUUUAGAGUAGUUUGGUAUCACUGGAUAUAGUAUAAUACUGUUAUACAACCUACAUUGUAUUCUCUGAGGGCUAAAUUACUGGUGUGCAGUCAAGCUCAAGGUAAGGAGCUGUGCUGCUCAUGGUACUGCUUGGAAGAAGACUGUUCCUCAGUGUCACUAUCUUCCUCCCAGUUUCUUCCCCACUGCUCAAAGAAAGGAAAGGUCUGUAACAUAUAUAGAACUUCGAGAUCUUCUGCUCUUACCCAGCUCUGAAGAAUGUUAUAGAAUUUGAUUCUUCGUGCGUGUAAAGAAUCAUUGGUACAAUGCACCGAAGCAGUAUAGUACUUUAAAGCCUUUUGAAUUUAUGGUUAUAUUCUGUCCCAUUUAUUUGAAUUUUAAGAUCAAAUUGAAGCACUAUGGAAUUCUUAUUUUGUUUAAAAAAUAACUCCACAUAUCUUGUUCUAAACAACUGAAAAUAGAAGUCUUAGGUUUUUUUAUUUAUUUAAUUUUUUAACUUCUAGGGUAAAAGAUAUCUGAUAAGGUGAGGUGUCUAGUACUGUGAUACAAUAAUUCUUAUUGUUUGAAGUUAUUAACUUCCAAAAGAUUUUACAGAUUCUAAAAUAUAAUGCUAUAAGAGAAAAUUAAAUUUCAUAUUUGAUGCUUUGGAAAAUGGUCACAUGUUAAAAUAUCUAUUUCAAGAUUUAAUUAUAAUUUAUAUUUUCUUUUUAUAGUUGCACAAUAAUUUUAAAAUACUAAGAUUUUUCUAAAGAUGAGAAAACUCCAGUUUCAACAUUUGUUAUUAUAGGGUCCAUAAAAAUGCAUACAAAGUUAUUUAAAUUUUGCCUUGUGCAAAUAUGGCAGUCUGAUAGUGACUGUAAAAUAUUAGAAUAUAUGUUUUAUUUUUUGCACUUUGUGACAUCCAAAGGAGAUGUUUUAGAAUGAAGUGCACUCAGAUCUCUCUUCCUACAAGGUGCUGAGCACUGUUUUACUGGGUUGAAUGACCUGAAAUCCACCAUAUUUGGUGUUUGUGGUCAUUGUGAAGGAGAAUUCUGUACUUUGCAGGAGUGAAUCCCUGUAUAUUACCCACUGUUUUCAUUCCUUACUGUAAAAUGCAAAGCUCUUUCUAUCUUGCUUUUACAUUGUAUAUAACAAAUACUAGACCUGGGCACCUUGUGUAGUGUAGAUGUUAACAACUUAUGCACUGGGAAUACUAAAGGGAAAUUAUAUUGAACACUGUGCUUCACAACUUGUUCACUGUGGUGUUCUACAGUGAAGUAUUUCCUACUGUGAUAGUAUAGUAUGUACAUAACUGUUUGGAAUCAUAAAUGUGACUUAGAGAAACAUCAGCAUAAACUUUUAAAUCAGUAUAUUUUAUAAAUUUAUGGAGAGCUCUUUUAUAGCUUGUAUUCUUAAUGACUAGGGGUAACUUAAGUGCUAAAGAUGACUCCAGUUUUGCAAAUGCUUACAUGUGUAAGUUUCCACUGAAGUCAGAGAGGCUCCUUGUCAUAUGCCUAAAUUUGUGUGAUGGAAGACUAAUUGACUAGAGGAUUUUGUUAACAGCUGUCUCUAUCCUAAAGAAACCUUAAUCCAAACCCUAUGCAAAAAAAAGAAAAAGUUAUAGAAAUUGUUUAUAUCAGUAGUUUUAUUUAUAGAAUUAUAUAAGAUACCAGUAUUGACAAAUACAAUACAUCCAUGUUUACAGGGACUGUGUGUAUCAAAACUAGGCUUUGAAGCCCAACAUGUUUGUUCUGUGUUUCUUUAAUAUUAAUAAUGGCAUUCUGAGGUUUUGGAAUUGCUCAUGUGAAAUAGUUUACUACUUUCUUGAUGUGAAUGUCAACAGUAAUUGCAGCAUUAAUUUCAGGUUGAUGUGAAUAUUGAGAUUUGCACUGUUUAUGUAGAAGUAGUAUAUUUAAAGAUCAGUCUAUGUGCUAAUAACACAACCAACUUUAAGUGGCCGAUGUUAAAGUAUUGAAAAAUAACUGUCAAUGUAAAAUAUAAAGGUUUGCUUUCUGAAUGCUCUCUUUGGAAGUAAUCUCAAUAGUGAACAUGGCUCAUUUGUAAAAGAAUACUUUUCCUCUCCAGAAUAAACUUGCUGUAAAUACAACAAAAAAUCCACCAUUAAUACUUGUUCUGCAGACAGUAUAAAUGAGUUGGGAGAUUGGAGAACAGGCAAUUGCUUGUAAAGUUUGCACUUUGAGGAGUUUGUGGAAUUUGUUGUCUUCAGGAUAAAGACAACAAAAAGCAAUUUCAGUCUGAUUUUAUUUAAGUGUAAGAAACUUUUGGAUACCAAGUGGAUUUGGAAUAUUGUGACCCAGCUGAAGGAACUUAAAUGUUAGGAGCACAGAAGAACAGUUGUUUCCCUGUUGGGACGUUUCUUGACAAAUUGAUGAAACAACAAGAAUAUUUGCACAAGAUACUAAAUGCUACAUAAUGGCUGUAUUGUCAAUCUUCUUUUCCACACAGGUUUUGAGAGACUGUUGUGAGACUAAAGUUCUAUCAAAGACAACUUUUUCUAUCAAAGACAACUUUUACAGCUGAAUAUUUCUGUGUCUUCUUUGUGCUCUCACAGUAGUUGUUUAAUAAAAAUUUAAACUUAGGGUAUUUCUUUUGGGCAGGGCUAAAUACAUUUAGGUGUCACCUUGUUUUGCUUUGAACCAGUUACCCAGGGUAACUGUUUAUGACAUCUAAAUGCCUGCUGCAACAGAGCUCUCGAGGAAGUGUAUUUGACACUAAGCUGUCUGAAUUUUUAGAUUAGCAUCUUUCCAUAAAAAACUGCUGAUGUACAUAUGCAUUGAUACAUUGAAACUUGAGUUGCAAACUAGACAGCUCAAGUGUAAGUUUAUUUCUUGUUCUGAUGUCCCUGCAGGAGAGUAUUUACUCUUGGAGGAACAGUGUUUCAAUCUGUUAACCAGCCUGGAACUCAAGGUCGUAUAAAGACCAUGGGCCUUAUUUUUCAUACUCAGACCAAUGUUUCAAAUUUGAAGUGUACAAGUUGAUUUUCAUUCGUACUAUACUUUAUAUUGUCUUGGUGAAGAGAUGUUACACUUCAAAUUAUGUGUAUACUUGGAUUAAGUUUUCUUCACAGUGCUGCUAUACCUCAGUCAGCUUUAAUGUCUAAUAAUGAUAUCUGUCUGCUGUCAGAAAUACAGUGCUGUCAUCAAUGUUGUAGGCAGAUUUGUGUGAAAAGCCAAAUUUCUUAUGAGUAAAGAUUUCAAUUAGUGUGGGUUUAAGUACUCAGUAUCUGGUAAAGCCCGUUCUUUGUAAUAUUUUCAGAAACACAAAUAUUAGUAGUAACAGGUAAUUCUGCUAAAGGAUUUAGAGAAGUACAAAGAAAACAUGACUUUCUGUUCCUCUGACUUAGUGAAAUUUCUAUACUUUAAGGAAAAGAAUCAGUGUAUUUGGCAUAUGUAUUGUUUACUGCUAUUAAAAAACCCCUAUUAAAUACUUCAUUAAACAGUUGGAGGCAAGGGGCAACAUGUAUUGCAUCACAGAAUGGAUUGAGGCUUCAAAUUGGCUGUGCUGAUGGACAUAUUUUCUCAGUCCUUUUUCCUGAAUACUUUCCUGAACAAGAUAACGAUUCUUUCACAUCUGUAUCCCUUCUCAGUCGUCUGAGAAUAAUUCUCAGCAGAAAAUAUGUCCACUGGCUGUCAUGAAAUGUUGCACAAGCAUCUUGCAUUUUUAAUCUAUGCAUGUGUUCUCUGCAUGCACGUAGAUUCAUGCUGUAUUGCAUGUCUAGAUCUCAGUUUAAAGUAAUAAGCCUUCAUUAAGAGAACCUGUAUUUUAAAAAUGGGUUCUGAACUCACACAGAUUCGGAGGAUCUUACAUAAGGGGGCUGCCACAGAAUAGGAAGAUUAUAGAACGUCAGAGGUGAGAAGCUUCUGGGACAAUAUUUUCAGGGGUAAUUUCUCCCCUGGCUAUCUCCAUGUGCAUGUAUUAUUCAGUGACAGUGAGUUGCAAACUUUCUUGCAUAUUUCCUAUCUCUGCAGGUCCCUGAGUAUGUGUUUGUGUGGCUUUAUAAUACCUAGUUCAUCAAAUUGAAAUUAUUUGUUAUGUCUCAAGUAUCAUCCCAGGUGUUUUUACUAAGUUAAUGGUCCUCAUUCUUUACCCCAAUAAGUGACAGUCUUUUGCAAUAAUGUAAAUUUCAAGAAAACGUGUAUUUUGACAACCUUCAUGUUCUGUGUGAUAGAAAUGGGAGACAGAAACUGGUUGGGAAACAAUUUUAAGUGUUUAGGUAGAGAUUCUAUGGGCUGGUCUGACUAAUACUUUAUUCAGUGGUAGAAAGGAAUCCAUAUUAUUCACAUGUAAAAUUGCGUUUAAAAAUUGGCAACCAAUCUAACUGUAUUUACAAGAGUCAUGCAGAAAUCUGCUAACUUCCUUUGAAAUGCCAAUAAUAAAGGAAAGAAAAACAGAACUCUUCUUUAAUUGCUUCAGGAACUGCCAAAAAAUCUAACAGAUGAAACUGCAAACUGAUUGCAAAUUUCUUACAGCUUUCUUAAUACAAAGAUAUUUGUCAACAAAUCCAGCAUCAAAUCUUAAAAUUGGUCUCAUUUAUGUUCAUCUGAUUUUUCCCUAGUUGGUUUUUUUUUUUUUAUUUUGUUACAUAUAUAAUUGUCUUAGUAUGAUUAUGACUUAUUUUUGUAAGUAGAAGAUAAAUUGAAGAUUUAGGAUUAGGCCUUGUGAAUAACCAAAAUAAAUCUUUCUGGAAGGGUAACCAUUUUGAAAUAUGGAUAUAUAUUAAUGAUAUUUGCUGAUUAAACUAUGUCUAACCAAGCACAUUUUAUCUAAGUUAUGGGUGUGAUUUUGUGUGAUAUUCAGCUAUGCUGAAAAAGCUUUCAAAGUGUAAAGUCUUUGGAAUUUAGCAAAGUAAGAAGAAAGAGGGAAAUUUAAUGAUGCUACAAAGAGGAAACAAUGUUUGAAAUUUGUUCUUAUGUUACUCGAGUGAGAUGGUAUCGGUAUCAUGUCUGGUCUGCAGAAGCUCACUCAUUAGUUACAGUACAUAUGCUGUUUUUCCUUUAAAAGUAAUAUACGGUGGAGAAGAGAAAGUAAAUUCACAGAAACAGCAAAUACCUCAAAGGUUUUCUCAGGUGUCUCCUUAAUGAGUUCUCAUCCUUUAAACAGAUAACUCUGCUGUAUGUAACAGUUACUCUUGUUGAAGCCUGCUGGAGGGAACAGGAUCCUACUCUCCGCUGAUGUGUUCACUGUAGAGGGAUGCUGCAAAUUAGAGCUCAGGGUGCUGGCCCUGCUGCUUUUAAGUUCAAGUGUUCAUACAAUUCUGCUUAGUAUGUAUCCCCUUGUCAGUCCAAUUGGUAUGCAGCUGUGGCAGGUCAGUUCAAUUUUAGUGAUGUCAAGAUAAAAGGAAGACUUGACAUCUACUUCAGGACCAAAGUGAGAGCAGGCUUUGAAUAUUAACACACAUCUGGAUUACAAAAAUGAAUAAAAGUUUGGCUUUGGCUUUUAACCUUGACAGUUUUAAGAUGCUCCUGCAGCAAAUAUGGAUGCUUACAGAUAUUUUUACAGUAUUGAUCUCUUUCACCUGCAGAGAAAGAAACCUGCAAAAUUUUUUCUUGCCAGAUAAAAAUUUUGCUGGAGUCCUAGUUGAAGAAAUCAUCCCUAAUUUCUACCUUUACCUUUGAAGCUGUAAAAGCAAAAAAUGAAUUGGUGACAGAUUCUGACAGCUGGUUAUAAAGGAGCAGGCUCUGUUAAUUUGCAGUGAGAGGAACAGGGCGUUCUGUUUCAUGUGUCAGUGUGGGCAGGGAGUGGGGAGAAGGAAAGAAAUGGGAAGAAGGGAAUGCUGAGUGCUUUGCCUCACUGUCAUUUACAGGACAUUCUGGUUGCACACCAUUGCUUUUGAAGGAGCAAUGAUCUCCACAUUCAGUUUAAAUCUUUUUGAAUAAAAAAACCCUAUACAGAUUAACCUGACAUCAUUUUUUUUUGGAAACAGUGUCAUUUUCAAAUGGCAAAUGCAGCAUUGUGGACAUUGAUUUCCUUAAUGCCAGUUAUCAACAGAUUACAGUGAAAUUUUCUUUCUGGCAAAUACACACCUCUCUAAAAUUCUUUGUCAUGCCAACAAAGUGCAAAACCUUGUGAUAAAAGUUCAUCGAAAAGCAAGAGAAGUAAUUGAAUUGGUUUAUUUUUUCCAAUACUCAGAAAAUGAAUCAGGAUUGUGGGAGUGAGUCCAGAGGAGGAUUUGGAAUUUGAUGGGAAAAGUACUAGAAGAAAGGAUUAUUUUGUGAAUACAGUGGUGGAGAAAAUACAGGAAAGCUGUGUUCUAGAAGACUGCUCAGGACUUGUGGCAGAUUGGUGGAACCAGACAUCAGGUGAAUGCUUCUGUCUCCAGCUGUUAAAACUAACCAUGCUUACUUGAAGGAUGAUACACCCAGCCUGUUGACCAGUCCUGUCAAGAGCUACAGGUUUAAGGAAAAUCUGUUUCUGGGCUUUUGUCUUGGGGGUACUCCCCUUAUUCGCAAGUCUUGUUAACUGCCUGUGUAUGAUCAACACUUGGCAAAUCAGACUCUCCUGCUAUGUUGGAAUGAUAACUGUAAGGAAGGUUUUGAUCUUCAGCAGCCUGCUUUCUUUUAUACAUACAUAUAUAUAUAUAUAUAUAUAUAUAUAUAUAUAUAUAUAUAUACAUAUUUUUUUUUUUUUUUUUUUUUUUUUUUUUUUUUUUUUUUUGGUUGCCAUACAUUGUGUAGUUAACCACUGUGGUGGCUUCAAAGUUAAUGCAAAGCAAUCUGGAGAAGUGCAUCUUGUCAUUGUUAACAAGUCAGCCUUGGAUUCCCAGAGGAGAAGCUCUUGCCAGAGCUGUGCACAGUGCAGAGAAAUAGCAUGGGUAUUCCCUGUGUGUCCACUGUUCUUUUGACUCCUGAUGCUGUGUAUGCUGGGAGCUCUUCUUGCAGAAAAACAUCAAAAAAACCCAAAAAACAUCUGAAUGCUAGGCAGAUUAUACUUGGGUGAAGGCAAUUUUAUUGGUAAUAACCAGAGAGUUUAUUGGCUGCUGCAUUAUGCAUGGCCUCUAGGCAGUAGGGAGAAGUAUCUGAACAAGUCUCUGAGACAGAUGGAUAGUAUUUGAGCUAUUACUGAUCUCCAGCACUGUCAGGAGCUUGGGUUUGGAGGAAAAUGUGUGAAUAUGCUUGUAUAUGGUAAAAUCCUAUGGUAUAAUGCUAUCAUCAAACAUAAAGAAUCCUACAUUUUUCUAAUAUAUAUUGGAAUUAAGUAGGCUAUGCAGGUUUUAUGAGGGUUUUUCAGUGUGUGUGAAUAUGGUGUUUGCUUUUAAUUACUAUUACUUAUUUUGACUCCUCAUAUGGUAUACUUAGUUCUUACAUAUGGCCAUACUAUUUAUGUUAACCCACUUAUUUGAUUGAUUUCUGUAGUCUUUCUGCCUGUCCUGAAAGCUAAUAAAUGGGUAUUUCUGCCCAAAAA